Syngnathus typhle (broad-nosed pipefish) is the source of this 868-nucleotide messenger RNA. It is a transcript of the gene ufc1, whose product is annotated as ubiquitin-fold modifier conjugating enzyme 1. Gene Ontology annotation, cellular component: cytoplasm. Bases 160 to 672 code for a protein of 170 amino acids. The record is from RefSeq and is a predicted model, not a curated record. Gene Ontology annotation, molecular function: UFM1 conjugating enzyme activity. NCBI's taxonomy places the organism in Eukaryota, Metazoa, Chordata, Actinopteri, Syngnathiformes, Syngnathidae. Gene Ontology annotation, biological process: protein K69-linked ufmylation. The transcript has a single exon.
CCGGAAAGCAGAAGGCUGAAGAGGAGAGGAAGCGGCCGGCGGCCACAAACGUGACGACACAGCGGAACUCUGGUCCACGUCAGCGAGCGUCGCCGCGGAUCGUCCCGUUUGUGCUGGCCCACCACAUCAGUUGGUCCGCUCGCUCGCUCACUCGUUCCGAUGGCAGACGAGGGCACGCGCAAGACGGUGUCUCAGAUUCCUCUGCUUAAAACGAAGGCGGGCCCGCGAGAGCGCGCCCUUUGGCCGCAGCGCCUCAAGGAGGAGUACCAAGCCCUCAUCCGCUUCGUGGAGAACAACAAGGCCGCCGACAACGACUGGUUCCGCCUCGAGUCCAACGCGGACGGGACGCGCUGGACCGGCACGUGCUGGUUCGUACACGAGCUGCUGCGCUACGAGUUCCGCCUGGAGUUCGACAUCCCCGUGACGUACCCGGACACGGCGCCGGAAGUGGCCCUGCCGGACUUGGACGGCAAGACGGCCAAGAUGUACCGCGGCGGCAAAAUCUGCCUGACCGAUCACUUCGCGCCGCUGUGGGCCCGCAACGCGCCUCGUUUCGGCCUGGCCCACCUCAUGGCGCUCGGGCUCGGCCCGUGGCUCGCCGUCGAAGUCCCGGACCUGAUCGCCAAGGGGCUGGUGAUCCACGCGGAGCAGCAGAAGGCGGCGUCGUCGUAGUGACGCCACGCGCACGCGUCAGAACGUUCUGCGUCACGCACGUCAAGCGCUGCCCUGCAAACUUGUUCACCAUUCAAAUCAAACCCGAAAGCAGUCCUCUGCCAAAGGCUAUGUCAGUAAAGCAUAGGUGGUGGAGGGGGUGAUCAUGACUUCAAACGAUGAGGAAAUAAAAUAUCCAAUCAUUUUCAAAAAGAAA